This is a messenger RNA of Didymosphaeria variabile, 1542 nucleotides long. RefSeq lists its product as uncharacterized. The transcript is spliced from 3 exons. Lineage: Eukaryota; Fungi; Ascomycota; Dothideomycetes; Pleosporales; Didymosphaeriaceae. The record is from RefSeq and is a predicted model, not a curated record. Bases 1 to 1542 code for a protein of 513 amino acids.
AUGAAGCUCGCCUUCGCUGCAGUAAUUGUAGCUCUUGCUUCCGUCGUCGAGUUUGCCGCGGGAGCAGCAUCCCCGACUCCCACACGCCGCCUCGAAGGCUAUCGACGACUCUUGCCGUUCUGGAGUCCCCGUCCCAGUCGCCGCCGCGCACUAUCGCCCGCCAUACCCGCUCCAUCAACAGCUGCCCGUAAACGCGACGACCCUGCGCCUGCCUCUGCUCCACCAGCUGCGACCGUAUCCGACAUCUGGGAGAUCAAUGAUCCGUUUCCGGUCCUCGAAACAGGGUCCUUCACCGACUCAGUGCCAGCAUCUGGAUCGAGCAAUUCGCCCGCCCCGACGUCGGCCGAUCCGUUCGAGAUCUUAGAACCAGGGUUUGGGACGCCUACUGCUGAGCCAACAGCAGACCCAACGGCAGACCCAACGGCAGAUCCAACCUCUAUAUCAUCGCCGAGUGGCCUACCGGCCGCGGCGAGUGACUCAGUCUGGGAAGAUGCGGCCAACCAUGGAUGCCGGCUGGUCGAUGCAAUGCGCACCUCCGACCUUGAAGCAGGCAAGCUUUAUAGCCCUGCGAAACAGUCCGUGCAAAGCCCGCUGAUGAGCUUUGAGGACUUCACAAGCUGGGGUUGGAGCGCAAACGAGGUCAAUGGCGGCAACUUUACUGACUUCGAUGGUGGUCAGAAGCAGCCUGAUCCUGGUUGGGGUGUAGGACACGCUCUUAGAGAUUUGGGCGUCUCGGACAAGAUCAAGGCCCAAGGUGGCAAGAACGUGAUCAUUGACGCUAUUCAUGGGAAGGAGCCUUUCACGCAAGGAUACAAUAAGAAUGGCAAGUCCUAUCCGGCGACGGGUGCAGAAUUCAAAAUCGGUAUCAACGCCGAUGACGGAGGUAUGCCACCCAAAUUAUCAACCCCAUUCGCCUGUACUUACUCAGAGAUAGUCUUGAUGGCCAUGGAUCGGAUAUCGCCCGCCAGUGCGGCGAAGAAGCGAAGCCCCCCAGUCUCGGACGACCAGCUUCCGGAAGUGCACGCAUUUUCGGACAUCGGCUACCUGAAUUACAAGCACAUCCUCGGAAAAGACCCGAAGAGUCUGAAAUACAUGAUGUCUCUGAUGAUCACAAAUGACAAAACAGCGAGCAUCAUUGCCAGGGCUUUGGGUAGUGGAGGGCUCGGACCAUGGCCGGGAAAAUCGUUCAAUUGGCGUUCGAAAGAAUUCAAGGCGCUCCUCGGAUCACCUAACGGUAUGGGCUUCGGUUACCUCCUGGUACAACACAAGUCCCAGCUUGGAAGUAUGUCCAUCAAGGAAGCGCAAAUAUUCCAUGGCGAUACCUGGCACCACUUGCCCAACAUGGUCUUCACAAUGGAGGUGCAAAAUGGCCAAGAUCCGCCGCCCAAGCCAUCAGGUUCACCUCCCCAGAUGGUUGAGCCCCUCGUGACUGGCGUACCGGGAAAGCUGAGGCGUGAAGGAGCAGUGCCGGCGUAUCCUAAAAUGCGAUCUCAGGGCCCGAAGAAUUUUGUGAGGGCGCAUAUAAAACAUGUCGAGCUAUGA